Messenger RNA from Caenorhabditis sp. 36 PRJEB53466, 5595 nucleotides. NCBI's taxonomy places the organism in Eukaryota, Metazoa, Nematoda, Chromadorea, Rhabditida, Rhabditidae. The record is from the annotation of a GenBank genome assembly.
AUGCUCCCAACAUUCAGUCAGCUCAUAGUGCUAUCUGUUCUCAUUCUGGGUAAGUUCUAAGAGCUGAUAUAAAACUUUUCAUGUCCCAGAAACCCGGAAAAAUAAAGAAAUUCGAACUGAAACUUUAUUUUUCUGAUUCCAACUAUCUCAAACUCACGUUUUGAGGGGUUUUGCUGAGAUUUUUCAAGUACAAGUUCUGUAAGUUCUGAACUCUUCAGUCACCUACCAACAAGUACAAAUCAAGUGCUACGAUUGUUUGACUCCGUUGGGAGUGGAGGAUGCCGUGGAUUACUGUAACUCAAGCGUUUAUUGCAAGGGUGUCUACUGUACCAAGGGUCCGGACGCGCUUUCGAACGGAAUCUAUCACGGAUGCGUUGAUAAUCCACCUAUUGACACUUCGGGAGCAAGUAAGGCUAUUUUCAGCGGUCCCCGUUCCCAUACGGUCUAUACUUGCAGCCUGCAAAACAGUCACCAACACAUUAGGCACACACGAGAACUGCUACUGCAAAAACAUCGACUACUGUAACGACGGCCGCGAGAGCAACAUCGUAAUGCCAUUCCUACUCAUCGUCCCGACCUUUUUCUACGUUUUCUCACAAUAAAAUGUGUUUGCCUGUUAGUUAUUGAUUGAACCGAACCGAGCCGAUGAUAGUGGCGGGGGGGGGUGCUUUCCGUUGUGAGCUGAGCGAGAGCCGAGAGCAAGAAAUGAAGAAAUGAAAUGACAGUUCGAGGAGGAGGAGGGGGGUCUGCGUUUUUGGUUCGUUCGCGGUUUGUGUGUGUUUGCACCGGCUCCUUUGGUGUUUGAGAGAAAUAACCCUUUCUCGCUACGAUACUGCUCGGAUCAAAAGAGGGCGCAGGGCCCCAGUGAGCAAAAUCUCUUAUUAAGAGGAGAUGUUUACACGUCACUCGAACUGUCAACCAACUCUCUCUCUCCGUUUUUCCUUCCUUCGUUUCGCCGCGUUCCACUUCCGUUACCAGCCGCUUCGCUUCCUAUGUCCCCCCCGUUAUCGCGGAAAAAAAGGAGUCAUUCGUCUUCAUCCACGUUUUCAAAGAGAAUAAAUGUGUUUCACAAGUGGGCGGACAGAGAAAAAGAAAUUGUUCACUUCUUUUGAAUGGUCACCGACAAUUGUGUCGGGUUGUACGUCUUUUGAAUAGGCAAGUUGGAGCACUCAUUACAUGAUAAUUAUAGGUCCUUUCCCUUUUCGCUGUGACCAACAUGUUUCUGACUUUUCUAACUCAAUGCCGUCCGUCUAUAUGUACCUUAACUUUGUAAAACUCUAACUAAGUAAGUGUUCUACUAAACCGCAAAUGUUUGCGAGUUCACAGUAUGUCUCAAACAAAUUAUAAGUCGGAACACCAGUCUUUACCUAUUUGCCAACCGAUUAUCCGUCCAUUUUCACUGCAAAACUAGUCGUCGGAGCACAAGUUCCUUUUUCCGCCACAAAAUGUGCAAAUUCUACAUGCAAAGAACGGUAAAUAUGACUGUUGACGUGUCUUGUCGGUUCCCAGUAAGGACGUUAUAAAACUUGUGAUGUUUUUCGAGGUUCGCUUUUUCUCGAUGAUCACAGUGUUGAUUCUUAAACUCGUGAGGUUGUUUUCCAAAACAAUUCAAGUUUCUCAAUCGUUCUUCAGACGUAUUUUGUCACAUUUCUCCGACGUAUCGUUCCCGUCUCAAAUUUUGUCUGAUCCCAAUCAAUCUGAAAACUUUCGCAUGAGCAAGACGUCCAUAGUUUUUCAUUGAAGAUAGAACGAUUUCGCAAGGUUUUUGUUGCAAACUAACGUCAUUGAUAUCAGUGGCUUCUCGUCUGGAAUUCCUUCGAAAUUUCUUCUUUUCUAACUAUUGUUGAGUCAUUCUUUACAGGCAGCUGCGCCACUUUUGUAAUCAGAACAUUUUGGUGCUUGACGGGCUGCCUGGCCCGACCCGUUGCAAGUCUACUUUCAAGUAGCUGCCCCAAAAAAUGAAAUGCACAUUCAUUUCCUCUCGAAUACUACAUAAAGUCGUUCUCCAUCAUUUUGUCGUCUAAUUGGCCCAUUCCGACUAACAUCUAUCAACUACGACGACAGCCGGACGGGCCAAGACAUAUGGGCCCGCCGAAGUGCUCGCGCUGUCUUCCGAAGGACGUCUCGGACAGUCUUCGGGUGGGCAGGAACUGGAGAGGAAGAGAGGGGAGAAAGGUCAAUCCGAACCGUCACAUUAUGCUGCAGUGGGAGGUGGUCAUCCACUUGGCAAACAGCCAACCGGCCCCCUUCCUUCCUUCCCCUCUUGUGUUGGCUGGGUGAGGGGCUGACGCGCGUAUAGCCCCGCUCUCCGCCGCCUGCCGCACUCUUUUCCCCCACUUUUUCUCUGCGCUCUCUUGCUCUCUCGCCGUUUUCCUCCCGUUCACACCCAUUAUAGUUCGUUUCCCACUGUUCUUAAUGAUUCACACGACUUUUUUUCAUUUUAGACUUUUUUGUUUUUAUAAUAUCAUCUGUCAAGCCAGAAGUUUUUUCUCCUGACGCCCGAUCAUUUUAUCGCUUUACACUCUACCACCUCAUCAACAUGUUUACUUUCUUUCUCCUAAUGUGCAUCUUCUUUUUUUCAGAAAAAAUUCUGGGGUCUAGCAGGCAAGAAAGUAGGAGAUUGGGCAGAAAUGCCUCUGGCUGACAUAAACUCGUCCCUGUCCGCAAUCUCGGCCAUCGACCCGGCCGAGUUUCUGCUCACAAUUGCCGUUUUUGUCGUCAUGAUUUCAGUGUUCACGCUGUGCACGUGUUGCGGAAACGACAAGAACAACAGGUGAGAAUGAGUCUGCUUUGCGGGAUUGUUGAAAAAAAUUGGAUAUUUUCAGAGACAAGCAAGAUGAAGCGGACUACGGCGUGGUGACGGUCAGCGGAAACCCUCAGAACCCAGCAGCCAAGCCAGCAGCCCUUCACGGCAUCAACUUCCGCACAAAUCCUGUCAAAGGACAUCAUGAACGACAUUCUCAGCCCGCCACUGGCAUGGUGAGUUUUUCAUUUAAUUCGAUUCAAACUGAUCGUAAUUUGAUGUUCAGUUACAGAGUAUGCUGACCUCGAAUCGUCAAUCGGCGCCAGGAAGAGCGCUGCCGAAAUUGCCGGCCGAUUUAUACACGGCGAUCGACAAAAAAGCCAAGCGAUGCGGCGGCGUCAACCCAACCGAUGACAUCCGAUUCGCUGAUGAAACCGUCAAUCCGAUGUAUGAGUGCAUCGACGCGGAAACCGACUCGUUUGUCGAUCCGCUUUAUUCAAAGGUGACUCCCGACUCCUAUCAGAAUGGCUGGAAAGUUGAAUUGUUCAGGUUGGAGACGUGACUGGAACAUCUGCGAAUCGGGAUCGCAAGUACGAUUAUCCAAUCUUCUCUGGUCGUCAAAACAGGAGAGAGGAGACCGUCUAUCAGAGUGCUUCGCAGAUCUACGCGCCAAACUCUGAAGAUCCAUACAGGUAAGAUCACAGUAAACAUGCAAGAUUCCGGGCCCGCCCGGCAUUUUUUCACGAAAAAAUUAAGACACGUGCGGAAAAGUUGCGAAAAGUGGAACGUUACAACUAUUGAACAAAUCUACAUUUUCAGCUCCAUCACAUCCGGCCGAAACGUGAACGGCGACAAUGAUGGCGAUAACAGCAGUGCCUAUGAUCCAGGAUACGCAAAAGUGAAUUUGAACGUCCAAACGAGCAAUACAUUGGAUAAGAAAAAGGAAAAGAUUGAGAAGACCGAGCGAGAGCUCGAUUUGCUCUAUUCCAAAAUCCGGAGGAAUGUGGCCAACUAUGGGGACGACUUGCAGCCUGGUCCGUCGGCUAGGCCUGAGCCCAUCCUUCCGACCUAUCCAAUGGUGGAUCCUCUUCCUCCGGCAGCUUUGUUUGAUGAGCAGUCUGCUGUGUCGAGUAGAGAACCGUCCUAUCGUUAUAUCACUAUGCGGUGAGUAUUUGGAAAUCAGGAUACAGGAAAAUGAAGGGAGUGCUUUCAGUGAAAAUGCGGAUGUGGUUCGCGAGCGAUUACGGCAGCAAGGGCAAUUGGAUCAGCCGAGAAGAGAGCAUUAUUACUCGACAAUCGGAAAUGAGUAUGAAACGGUAAGUAAGGUACCCAAACCAACCGGGCUUGGGAAUAUGUCCCCACCGGCCCAAUCCAUAAUAAGUCUGCCGAGAUUUUGUCAAACGUGUUCUAAUGAUGAUUUCACAGAUUGCCAACGGGAGCAUAUCCAACAACGCCCACACUUCCAUCACUAUCGACACUCAGCCACGAGCUCCACUGGCCAAUAUCUCAACCAGUUCGAUUCUGGACGCUCCACCACCACCAACCUCUCCGAUCCCGGAAAGAAGUCGUCCUGUCUCGUACAUAGACACGUAUGGAAGUGUCCUGAGCGGCUCGGCCAUCCCUCCGCCACCCGAUCUCCGAUGCUCACCAGUUCCACCGCGGCCUCCCGGCGAUGACAUCCAACCGCACGUAUUUUCAAUCUCGCAUGCCUCUUCCUCAUCGACCGCCGCCCCACUUCCUCCUCCGCAACGAGUAUCCUAUUCAAUUGAUUGUCAGUUUGAAAUGGGGACAAGUGGAAACAAGAAAAAAAAACGUUUGCGCCAAUUUCAGGCAAUGAUGCGUACACAAUGCCAACGACCGCUCGACCCGCGUCCUCGUACAGAAGUCUUGAAACACUGCUGGGCAAGAGGACUGUUGAGGAGAAAGAGACGAUUGUCGAACAAAGGUCGACAUUUGCGUAAGUGUUUCGCUUCAUGUUCAGGAUGAAAUUGUAACGGAGUCAGAGAGAAGGAUGAAACUGCAAACCAGCCAGAGAUUCACAUGAGUAUGGUCGUUCGACUUGAAAUGAGGCGAGCCUGAACGCUAGCGUAGUUAGAUCCGUCAUUUGGAUCAUGUCAGGGCAGCAAUUGGACGGUCCGGGCUCCAAAAAGCUCGGACUUUCCACUAUAUCUCGAGAGUGAAUUAUCCGAUCGGUUUGAGACUUGAGAAGCGGUUCAAAAGUCCGCCCAGUUGCCCAGCCCUGGCUCAUGCUUUAGAUAAAAAUCAAGUCAAAAAAGAGAAACACCUUUUUUUUUCAGCUCCGGAAUCCCAGUGCCCGUGCCCACAACAUCAAAUGUCAAUGACAUAAUGAGUCGGAGUAUGGAUUCUUGGGGUACGCCGGCGAGUCGGGCUGUCCAUGAGGUGCCUAUUCGUCGACUGGAUCGUGGCUAUGAGGCCACUGGACCCAGUGUCGACCGCAUAAUUUCCGGACGGCGAUAUCGGAACGGACAAGGAGUUCCAGAAGAAUCAACUGCCGUCGCGCCAGAAGUCAGAGCGGACAGUGACAAAGAUAAAGACGGACGGGGGAGUAGUACGGAGGUGAGAUUUUGUCUUUAGGAUUAGGACGGGCUCUCUGAAAAAUUGUGUUCCAGAGACGACGAGAGCGUGCUCGCAGUUCGAGUGACCGUGAAGACGAGGGGGAGCCAGGGAGAUCCAGCCGGUCCGCGAGAAACAAAAAGAACUGGAAGGAUGAGUCCGAAGAGGAACGCAUCCGACGUCUCGGGACCAUCUACACUGCCAACGACUACGUGUGCCCGAUAGACAUGACGGAUCAGAAGCCGUGGCCGAUGAACGGCGCCAACAAAAAGAAUUAA